This is a messenger RNA of Pollicipes pollicipes, 2445 nucleotides long. Its product is annotated as saccharopine dehydrogenase-like oxidoreductase. Lineage: Eukaryota; Metazoa; Arthropoda; Thecostraca; Pollicipedomorpha; Pollicipedidae. Gene Ontology annotation, cellular component: lipid droplet; mitochondrion; plasma membrane. The coding region runs from base 155 to 1429 and encodes 424 amino acids. Gene Ontology annotation, biological process: glycolipid biosynthetic process. The transcript has 11 exons. The record is from RefSeq and is a predicted model, not a curated record.
CUGUAUACACGCGCGAGAAAUACAGCCAGCCAAAGGCGCCCACAGCGUUGCAGGUUGGAUCGCCCAGGGGAGCUCAGUGGAGAGGCGCGCUGCUCUGGGGUCGAAGUCCGACGCUUAUCUCUCAGUACACCACAGGGACUGCUGGAACACAACCAUGGCUGGCGACCGUGUGGACCUGGUGGUGUUCGGAGCGACUGGCUUUACUGGCCAGUUUGUGGUGGAGGAGAUUGCUCAGGUGGAGGCAGAUGGUGAUGGCCUCUCCUGGGGCAUCGCUGGCCGGAACCGCGCCAAGCUCGAGAAGGUCCGCCAGCAGGCAGUCAAGGAGACUGGCAGAAACCUGGACCACGUGGAGCUGAUCGUGGCGGACGUCAGCGACGAGGAGAGCCUGAACCAAAUGGCACGCCGCGCUCGCGUGGUGCUCAACUGCGUCGGCCCGUACCGCUUCUUCGGCGACCAGGUGGUCAAGGCGUGCGUCUCGAACGGCGCCAGUCACGUGGACAUCAGCGGCGAGCCCCAGUUCCUGGAGGGCACCCAGCUGAAUUACCACGAGGCGGCAGAGAAGGCGGGCGUGUACGUGGUGGGCGCGUGUGGCUUCGACUCCAUCCCAGCCGACAUGGGCGUGGUGUUCGUGCACGACAAGUUUGACGGCGACCUGAACGGCAUCGAGAGCUACUUCAACGUCAAGACUGGCCCCAAGGGCUACCGGGGCAUCCACUACGCCACCUACCAGUCGGCCAUCCACGGCUUCGCCAACCAGCACGAGCUGGGCCCGCUGCGCCGCCGGCUGUUCGGCAAACGGCUGCCCAGGUCCAACUACAAGCUGCCGAACCGCGGUAACCUGCACAGCAGCUCGGUCAUCAAUAAGUACUGCCUGCCGUUCCUCGGCUCGGACAAGUCGGUGGUACAGCGCAGCGUGUUCCACAACUACGAGAAGCGCGGCUGGCGCAACGUCCAGUACAGCCCGUACGUGGGCAUCGGCGGCUGGUUGAGGACCGUGUCUAUCACCGUCCUGCUGGCGGUGUUCGGACUGAUGGCCAGCACCAAGUUCGGACGCACCCUGCUGGAAAAGUUUCCGCGCUUCUUCACGCUGGGCGCCGUCAACCACGACGGGCCGACGCGCCAGCAGAUGGCCGAGACGUCGUUCUCCAUGACGUUCGUGGCGCAGGGCUGGAAGGAAAAGCGGCCGCAGGACGAGCAGCACACCUCACCGCCCGACCAGACGAUGGUGGCCCGGGUGUCGGGUCCGGAGUGCGGAUACGUGGCCACGCCGAUCUGUCUGGUACAGUGCGCCCUCAGCAUCUUGAAGGAGCCUGGCAAGAUGCCCGGCAGCGGUGGCGUGUACGCGCCGGGCGCGGCGUUCGCAGAGACAUCUCUGAUCGAGCGGCUGAACCAUCGCGGCGUUACGUUCGAGGUCAUCGGCGACCAGUAGACGGCAGGCGCCCUGCCCGCCCCGCCCUCCCCCCCCCCCCCCGUCCCUCCCCGGGCCGGUCGCUGGCGACGCAGCCCGGAGAGAGGACCGGGGCGCCUGGCGACUGGCAGCUGCCGCAGCCGGCUCGGGCCGGACCGCGAGGGGCGCCGCUCGAGGGGGCAGGUCGGCGCCGGCGGCUGGAGCUGGGCAUUGCACGGGCGGGAGGCCUCUCAGACACGUGCGGGUCUAGUGUGCCUCCGCGUGUCGGCCGGAGGCGAUUGUGCCGUCGACCCGGCUGUAGCACCGCCAUAACGCAGCUGUAAAUUGUGGACCGUUGUCAGGGUAUUCAGGGGAGGCGUCAGCGCUGGCAGAUCUACAGGGGCGGGAGCGCUGUUGUCGGGCGGUGGCGCGCUCUUCGCUGAAUCGAGGCUGUACUUCGGACGGUGACGCCCAGGAACCCCACAAUCGACCACGCCAGCGCUCGUGGACAGGGUAUCGCGUGGGAGUAGCGAUAACGGGGACAGGUGUGGGCUGGGAACUCCGGCAGCAAGAAGGACCAAUUUGAUUAAAAAGCUACGGCGGUAAAGUCGUGUACAAUUUGUAAGAGAAAUCAUCGGGUGUGAAGAAAUGUGUGUAGAAUGUGACUGGGUGAUAGGGAUAUGAAAAACUAUCGGAGACGUCGUUGGGCGGGGCUGUUACACGCUGCUAACAGGAGGAAGGUAUAUAAAUGUGAGGCGCGUUAUUCUGGAUGGGUGUGAAUGGGUGUUGGGGCCCCUUCAGCAGCAAGCCAGUUUAUAUGAUAUUUCAACUGAGUGGCCAGAAAUCAACGAACAAUCAGGCGAUGAGCAAGUCGAACGCUGUUCCGUCGCUGUCGGACGCGUGCCCACGUGUGUAGCAUGAACAGGCUGCGGUGGGCGCCGCUGUCAUGUGGGAGCGAUCCUAGAGGAGGGUAUCGUCAUGUUGCUUCUGUCUGCAGAAAGGUUGUGAUGUGGCCAACGGUAGAGCUUGCACUAACAGCAAUAUAUAUCAUGGGUGAA